This is a messenger RNA of Homarus americanus (American lobster), 4373 nucleotides long. RefSeq names its product homeobox protein extradenticle-like. The transcript is spliced from 7 exons. The record is from RefSeq and is a predicted model, not a curated record. Bases 71 to 826 code for a protein of 251 amino acids. Gene Ontology annotation, biological process: animal organ morphogenesis; regulation of transcription by RNA polymerase II; neuron development. Gene Ontology annotation, cellular component: nucleus. Gene Ontology annotation, molecular function: DNA-binding transcription factor activity, RNA polymerase II-specific; RNA polymerase II cis-regulatory region sequence-specific DNA binding. NCBI's taxonomy places the organism in Eukaryota, Metazoa, Arthropoda, Malacostraca, Decapoda, Nephropidae.
UCGGCCGCCACAAGGGGUCGUUUUGUCGCUGCGAAACACUCAGGAAGAGGAGCCGCCGGACCCCCAGCUGAUGCGCUUGGACAACAUGCUGAUCGCAGAGGGUGUGGCGGGGCCAGAGAAGGGUGGAGGAGCCGGCGCCGCGGCCAACGCCUCCGCCGCCGCCGGGGCCGGAGACUCGGCCAUCGAGCACUCAGACUACCGUGCUAAGCUCUCACAGAUCAGACAGAUAUACCACCAAGAGCUCGAGAAAUACGAACAGGCCUGUAAUGAGUUCACGACCCACGUGAUGAACCUCCUGCGGGAACAGUCACGCACGCGGCCCAUCACCCCCAAGGAGAUUGAGCGUAUGGUGCAGAUCAUCCACAAGAAGUUCUCCUCCAUACAAAUGCAGCUGAAGCAGUCCACCUGUGAGGCCGUCAUGAUCCUCCGCUCACGAUUCCUGGACGCCAGGAGACGUCGUCGAAAUUUCAGCAAGCAGGCUUCUGAAAUUCUGAAUGAAUAUUUCUACUCCAACCUGUCAAACCCGUACCCCUCUGAGGAGGAAAAAGAGGCCCUGGCACGUCGGUGUGGCAUUACAAUUAACCAGGUCUCCAACUGGUUCGGUAACAAGCGGAUCAGGUAUAAGAAAAACAUAGGCAAGGCACAAGAGGAGGCCAACCUUUACGCCGCUAAGAAGGCAGCCGAUUGUACCUCAGCAGGAGCGUCGCCAUAUAGCAUGAGUGGAACUCCGGGCCCCAUGAUGUCUCCGCCACCAGGAGAAGACUCCAUGGGUUAUGGCAUACCAGGAAUGAAUGGUUCUGGAUACUCAGGAGUAGGGCAGCAAUAAGACGCGUGGGCGGUUAGCGGGUUGUGGAGUCCGGGCCGGCGUGGUGGGGUUGCCUGGUGGGCCUUCCACUAAUCUUCCCGAUGUGGCAAUGGCCAACCUGUAGGUGCCAGGCUGCCCUCCCUCGCCCCCACACUACCUCCCGCGGCCCACCCAUCCUUCAGACACACAGUGCAGGCCGUGUAACUCCGGCUCACCAGCCACGAUCGGGCUGCAUGUGGCUCUUUUUGGCCUAACCACUUCGUGGUAUGUUGGCCACAUGGGCUGCAUGUGGCCCACCUCAGGCAACAGUGAUCAGAGCUGUCAGCCCAGUGUGCAGGCAGCGGGCCGCCGCCGUGCGCCCUGCAGCUGAGCGGGACCAGCGGGGCCCGCCCAGCCCAUAGUAUACGAGAGCCGGGGCGGGUAGCCACCCACGGCCGCUCCACACACCACACUGCCGCUGCCCACGCCCACCACUCGCCCAUGGGUGACGCUCUCAUGACCCAUAGCGCUACGCCAUCUUGAUAUCCACUUGUCCACAAAGUUACCCAGCCCCAUCCAUCCAUGGUCACAUUUCUGUGAGCACACUCAGUCAGCUUGCACCUCACAACUGGACCAGCAUCUGUGUUAAGGGUCCAAGCAUGUUCAGAUAACUGGAGGAGCUAGUGAUGCAUUAAUCUUCUUGUAUACAAUAUAAAGCAAUGUAAAUAGGAAUGAAUGAGAAAAUCAGCAGGUAGCAAAGUAUGUGUUCUAGGCAGUUUUGAAUGUGUGAGACAGAAGGUGCCAUGGGAGGUGAAGGUGGGUACACAGUGGUAGUGGACCCUCCCGCUACCAGGGAACCCCAGAACCAUGUAUACGGUUGGUAUGUGAUAGUCACACUCGUGUUGCUUAUAUGUGUAGGCUUUUAAUAAAGUUUCUGCUGUUUGAACAUUCUUUAAAAAAUACACACAUGUUCCUCAUUGGCGAAUGAGCCAAAUGUACUUUGCGUCACCCCCCGGCGAGGUGGGCUACAGCGUGAUUAGCGGCCCUCCCGCCCCGCGUGACCACCCAGGUUGGUGCGGUCCACCAGGCGGUCCGCGGCGACCCGUACAAGCCUCUGUAUCCAUGUAGCAUAGGAGAGUGUGGCCAGUGAGGCCCGGCUGCCCCCCCGGCCCUGCACACGCUCCACUGGGCGGCCCACCACACCUUGGCGUGGCUAAAGGGCCACAAUGCCCAGUGGGCCCCAUCCAACCCAGUAUACGUACUCUGGACGGCAGCAGCACCAAGAUUGGAAAAAUGUAAUGGUCAGACCGAACUGGCUCUCAAGAUGUCUGUUUGUUGUUUCAACGCACAUUAAUUGGAUGUUUCUGUUGUUUUAAUUUGUGUUCAAUUGUGUUCUGAUGGGUUGUGUAAUGUGUGUGUGUGUGCUGGUCUCUGACUGGCCUCAGUUACUGUGUUCUUGAUGUUGUGGAAGUCGGAGGGUGUGGCCCUCCCUUGUCCAUAGAAAUCACUUUAUGGUCCUGGGCUAGCCACACCUGGCCGAGAGGCGGAUGACCACACUUACAUCGCCACUUUAGCCAACUCUGGUUGCAGGUGUUGUGAUGUAGGUAUGGUUGUAGGAAAACAACGGUGUGGCACCUCCCGGCCCAUCCGCAGCAAGGCACGGUUGGUUGGGCAGUGUCCUUGUGGCACUGCCUGGUUGAUGCAGGGUAUUACCUAGGAAAAGAAGAGACCACACAGAUGAUCUUGUGAUACACUGGAUAAUGAACACUUAAGGACCUGGAACUUUGAAGUAGGUCUAUUUUUAUAUGGAUAGAUAAGACUUGAAAACUGAAAUGAGAAAAAAGAUAGAUGGUCUUGUGUAAUUGUAUAUUAUUAGUAUGGAUAGAAAAUUCUAAUAAUACUCUUUGCAAUCCGUUUAACAUUUGGUAAUGUUAAGUCCUUUUCCAUACGGUUUGUACGGUAGUGUAAGGGCAGCAACGGGUCCAGGUGGUGCAUUACUGGUGACCCAAAGGACCCGGGGCUGCCAAGCGCGCAUGUUUGUAUGGGUAGUGCAGGAGUAGUGCAAGGUAGCUAGACCACAAGUAUACAGUGAUAAUACUGCAGUAUACGAAAAACAAUGUUCUUCAUUGACAAAAGUAUAACUACAAAGAAUAAGCAGAGUAGCCUGCCCUCUUUUCAUGAACUGUUAGCAUUAUUUUGACUCCUGUAGCCAGCUAAAGGGCCGUCAUCUCGUUUCCUGAUUUUUCUGAGCUGCUGAGGUGUACCGUAGUUGUCUCCAUGUAACUUAAAGCUCUCUUCUGUCUCUUCUCGCUGUUCGCUGUAGUGAAUGAUGCAAGAAUAAACCUCCUGUAUUGAAUACUUAUGAAUAACUGUAAACGUACUGCCUAGAUGUACUCUCCAAUACCGUCCUGUACCAAAAUACGUAAUUUUCUCACAAUUCUUGUAGAGAUACUGUGUAUUUUUGCUGUGUAUUUGUUCCAGUUUUGUAAUAGUAUAUGUAGUACAAUCUUGCUACUUUUUCUCCCCUUUAGGACGGUAUAGGAAAGACAGCAAAAUUGGUGCAUUCUUACUUACACAUUUUAAGGAUAUUUUUCAUGUAACCAGUUAUUGUUUUCAUUGUUUAGCCACCUUAUUUAUGUAGGAUGGGUCAUUUUGAGGAACCCACCUCAUUUCUAAGAUUACAUUUAUUUCAUUUUGAGCAAGAGUUGUGUGCUUGUACAUUAGAAUCUAUUGCGGAGGCGAAAGAUAAGUGCUACUUAUGUUUCCAAGCGCGGCAAACUGGGCAAGUAAAACUGAGUGCAAGGUACAUCCCAUCACCCAUAUUCCUGUAGGUAAUUUGUUGCCAAUUGCCCUGCUCUCUCAGCUACAACCCAUUUUCUAUGAGGACCGUUUUGUAUUAUUGUCCAUUGCCCACUUUGUCUCCUGCCUGGAAGCAUUCCAUUCACUCAUUUCACUUAGUUAUCUUAACCAUUCUAACCUCUUUGCUAUGUGAGUGUGAAGUACAUGUACAUUACUGUCUUUUGUAUUGUCAUGCAUAAGUUGCAUUGUAAGUAUUUUGGCUGCAAGAAAAGCCAGUCCUCAUGAUGAUAUUAAUUACCAUGAUGUUUUGUUAGAUUCUGCAGUCAGCUGCAGACCUAUUUGUGUUUUAAGGUUCAUCUGAAAGCUCAAACUAGAUUAUUUUAGUGUCAGGUACAGGAUAUUCUUGGUUGCAUUUACUAAAAUGCUGUAGCCACUACCCGUGACACUGACCCAUUCCUGAAACAGGGCAAUGACCUAGUGAUCGCUCAGUGUCACGGCUGCCCGCCAUGGUCCCUCAGUAUACCAGCAGGCCAGUGGUUCAGGAGUAGUGCUAACUGCUAACGCUUUGUGAGUAAAAUAAAAAAACUAAAUUCAAAUUUUUAAUGAACCUUGUUGUUAGUCUUUGACUGAAAGGUGCGGAGCAGCAUGCACUACUCCCCUCCCGUGUGGCCAAAGGCAGGGAGGCCGACCCACUGUGCCAGAGACGAAGAAGCACUGUUUAUAUGUACUGUAACAUACAAACUUUUACUAUUAGGUAUGAAUGUUAUCAAAUAAAUGAUUUCAAAGGCUA